UUGGGCGCUGGGUGACGUUUAUGGCGCCAGAAAUCAAGGAGGAGAAGCGGGCUGUUUCUGAAGAGAAUUUUUCUCAGGGUUUUGGGAUUAAUGUAGCGCGUUUAUACAGCGAUUACACUCGGGAUUCUCUGUAAAUGCGGGUGUUUUAGGCUGUAAACGACGCCAUGGUAAUGCUUCGCAGUAGUAGCGGCGGCGGCGAGGCCGCGGAGACGGCCGUGCCGAAGAGGGCGCCUGCUGAUAUGGACUCCAGCUCCGAGUUUCUGUCCCUGCAGCGGCCGCGGAGGAAAUCCGCGCGCCUGAACAGGAGCCUGGAUGACAGCGGCAGCAGCGCUGAGAACAGCCCCACCAAUGGAUAUCUGUCUUCCAAAGAGGAAAAUAGAAUUGAAGGUGCUGGCAUGAAAACUCGGGCUCACAAAGACAGGCAAAGUGUAACAUUUGCUGAUGUGAGGGACCAAAAAGACAGCUCUCCUCAGAAGGAGGAAGAAAUUGGGAAGAAUUUAAGGAAAUCUCCAAGAUUCCAGACAGAUGGAGAGAAAUCGGGUGAUGAGAUUGCUGUUGAAGACGGUAUUGACAGUCCUCCAUCUCAAAAUCUACGUGCUCACUUAAGAGAGGAAAAGGAGGAUAGUGCUGUGAGACGUAGCUCCAGAAUUACCAGAUAUAAGCUUGAUGCCAGGAACCAGUCUGUCCUCUAUGACAGGCUAAUCACCAACACUGCGGAGGCUGUUCUCCAGAAGAUGGAUGACAUGCAGAAAAUGCGACGAAGACAAAGAAGCAGAGACUCUAAAGAAGAGAAUCGCAGAAUAUACUCUGGAACUAAGAGGAAGAGGACCACACGUUCUUCUGACAGAACAGACGAAGAUAGUGCUGAUGACCAAGAAAAUGAAUACAGUGAUCAGGAGGUUGUAAAUGAUGACAAUGAAGAUGGAGGAGAGGAAGAGAAUGAUGAAGGGGAUGACGAUGAUGACGACGAAGAUGAUGAGCAUGAUGAUGAGGACGAAGAGGAAGAAGACCAUGGAAAACGUUAUGAAUUUAGACAAAGAAAAACUGUUGUCCGCUACCAAGCUCCUCUUGAGGAGCCAAGAAAGCAGAGUAUAUUUUUCCGCCGGCACUCUACCCCAACCAGACGAAGGUAUUCCUUUGGUUCCUCUGGACCGCACAGCCCAUACAGCAGACACAGGAGUAGCAGUAUUAGAAGGAAUGAACCCAUUGGAAGAAGACAUGCCAUCCACAGCAGUGACUCAACCUCAUCGUCUUCAUCAUCUGAUGAUGAAAAAUUUGAGAUGAGGAGAAGUAAGAGUCGGAACAGGUCAAUGAACAGAUGUCUUCCAAUGAACUUUCUGAAGGAGGACCUUUUAGGAGUUCACAAGGACAGAAUUAAAAUCGGAGCAAGUCUUGCUGACGUUGAUCCAAUGCAGAUUGAUCAAACGGUGCGCUUUGACAGCAUUGGAGGUUUGGGGAGGCACAUCUCAGCCCUAAAAGAAAUGGUGGUUUUUCCUUUGCUGUACCCUGAGGUUUUUGAGCGCUUUAAAAUUCAGCCUCCAAGAGGUUGUCUGUUCUAUGGACCUCCUGGUACAGGGAAGACCUUGGUUGCACGGGCUCUGGCCAAUGAGUGCAGUCAGGGGGAUAAGAAAGUGGCUUUUUUCAUGAGGAAGGGAGCCGACUGCCUCAGCAAGUGGGUGGGAGAGUCUGAGAGGCAGCUUCGACUACUUUUUGACCAGGCAUACCAGAUGCGCCCUUCUAUUAUUUUCUUUGAUGAGAUUGAUGGAAUUGCACCUGUCCGAUCCAGCAGGCAGGACCAGAUACACAGCUCUAUUGUUUCCACACUGUUGGCUUUAAUGGAUGGGUUGGACAGUCGAGGUGAGGUGGUUGUCAUUGGAGCUACUAAUCGCUUGGACUCUAUAGAUCCUGCACUGAGACGACCUGGGCGCUUCGACAGGGAGUUCCUCUUCAGCCUCCCAGACAGAGAGGCUCGUAAAGACAUUUUGAAGAUCCACACUAGACAGUGGAAUCCGCAGCCAUCUGAUGCUUUCCUCGAGGAACUGGCUGACAAGUGUGUCGGUUAUUGUGGUGCAGACAUCAAAGCAGUGUGUGCAGAAGCAGCCUUGUGUGCCUUGAGGCGGCGCUACCCGCAGAUAUAUGCCUCCUCCCAGAAACUCCUACUAGAUGUGGCGUCCAUCAAUGUGGAGGGUCGUGAUUUUCUUUCUGCCAUGAGAAAGAUAGUCCCUGCGUCCCAGAGGGCAGUGGUGUCUCCAGCCAGAGCCUUAACAUCCGUCAUCAAGCCCCUCCUGACCAAUACUCUUAACAGUGCUCUGAAGGCCCUGCAGAAACUCUUCCCUCACGUGGAACAGGGCCUCAAAAAGAAGAGAGAAAACGAUGGUUCGGCUGGUGUAUUGGAUGACCUGUUGCACAGUGAUGAUGAGGGAUCCUCUUUGUGCACUAGUAACCCUGCCCAGAAGAACGCAGGGCCAGCUGGAUCUUUCCUCCUCCUGAACAGGACUGCUCUACAACAGCCCACUUCAUUCAGGCCCAGACUGCUGCUUUGUGGGCGUCCAGGCUCUGGCCAAAGCACACACUUGGCUCCUGCCAUUCUCCACGCUUUGGAGAAGUUUACGGUCUAUACACUCGACAUGGCUGUGCUUUUUGGGGUCAGCAUGACAAGCCCAGAGGAAGCCUGUGCACAGCUGUUUUGUGAGGCCAAGAGAACGGCUCCUAGCAUCCUGUACAUUCCUCAUAUGCAGCGCUGGUGGGACACUGUGAGCUCAGCCCUAAGAGCCACCUUCCUCAGUCUGCUGCAGGACAUCCCCUCCUUCUCACCCAUUCUCCUCCUUGCCACCUGCAGUCUCUCUUAUGAUGACCUCUGUCCAGAGGUGCAGGAUCUGUUUCUUAUGGAGUAUGGGGAGGUUUUUAAUGUCCCUCUUCCGUCUGAAGAAGAGAGGCGCACAUUCUUUGAGGAUCUUAUUUUGAACCAAGCGGCCAAAGCCCCUGCAUCUAAAAGAGAAGCAGUGCUUCGGGCUAUGGAGAUCCUUCCAGUGGCCCCUCCACCAGCUCCUCGACUGCUCUCUGAGCAGGAGCAGCAGAAGCUAGAACAACAGGAAGAGGACACACUCAGGGAACUCCGCUUGUUUCUGCGUGAUGUCACAAACCGGCUCGCUCAGGACAAGCGUUUUAAAGCCUUCACAAAACCUGUGGACACAGAAGAGGUUCCAGAUUACACUACAGUAAUUAAGCAACCCAUGGACCUGUCCACAGUCCUUACCAAAAUUGACCUGCACAAAUACGAAACUGUGAAAGACUUCCUUCAUGAUGUAGAUCUGAUCUGGAAGAAUGCUUUGGAGUACAACCCAGACAAAGACCCCUCAGAUCGCUUGAUAAGACAUCGUGCCUGUACUCUCAAGGACACCGUUCACGCCAUCAUCAAAGAUGAACUGGAUGAAGACUUUGAGAAGAUCUGUAUUGAGGUCAAGGAGUCACGCUCAAAAAGAGGAUGCACAUCUUCAAGAUAUACCCCUUCAUAUUACCACGUGCUGCCAAAGGUUUCAGCAUCAGGAGAGCCAGGGACAAAUGAUUCUGGCCCUUCUAAAGAUGUUUCCUCUGUAGCUGCAACACCAGUUACACCAAAACAAACAGGUGUGCAGAAGAAAAAAAGACGCAGAAGGCUGUGGAGCAACGGCUUUGUCAGCAAAAAGAAAUCUCGCUCACAUUCUCACUCAAAAGAAACAAAUGAAGCUGAAUCUGGUGAGGAAGAUGAGGAUGAAGAGGAGGACGAAGAUGAAAGCAAGGCAGCAGAGAGCGAGGGGGCAGAUGAGACUGUGAAAGAGGUAGAGUGUGAACUGAUGGAGGUGGAUAACAAGGAAACUGGCCCUGCCCCAGCAGGAGACACAAAUGAGACAACUGUUCCAGCGCUUGCCCAAAAUGGCCAUAUUAGCAGUGGGGAUGGAGAUGAUGUCAGUGUAGUUUCAACUGUGAAUGAGCUUCAAAAUGGAAAUGCUUCUGAUGCCAUUCCAAAUGGUGAUUGUGCCAAAGAAGCUGGAGACAACAGUGAAAAUGUGGUGGUCCAGCCUGCGGAGAAUGCUGAUGCUAAGAGGGUGGAGCCAAGUGCAAAUGAGGACACAGCAAUGGAAAAGGGGAUAAGACGCAUGACUAGAGGCUUGAGGAUGCAGGCUCAGCAGCAGAAGAUCGUCAACAUGGACACUGCUAUGAGGAUCCUAGAGCAGAAGACCCAGCUGCUGAUAGUGGAUCACAGUAAGCUGAAGGAGCUUUUGCAAAAUGUGGUGGUCAAGACUGAGGGCUUCGAGGUUAACCAGCUAGAGAAGCUUUAUGCCCUGCUGUGCCAGAGCAUCUACAGACAUAAGAGGGAUUAUGACAAGACUGCACUUAUACAGGAGAUGUCAAAAGAAGUUGAGGAGUUCUCAUAGUCUUUUUUGCAUAGACCUACAUAAUUUUUACUACUCCAGUACUCCAGCAAGUGCAUAAAUUAUAUUUUACUAUAAUAUGAGCAUAUUAAUAUCUGAGUGUUGUACAUUUUUGUGUUCCUGUCCUUCUAUUAAAGCCUUUGACAGAA
Astyanax mexicanus (Mexican tetra) is the source of this 4561-nucleotide messenger RNA. RefSeq names its product ATPase family AAA domain containing 2. The record is from RefSeq and is a predicted model, not a curated record. The coding region runs from base 165 to 4415 and encodes 1416 amino acids. Gene Ontology annotation, biological process: positive regulation of transcription by RNA polymerase II. Gene Ontology annotation, molecular function: ATP binding; ATP hydrolysis activity; histone binding. NCBI's taxonomy places the organism in Eukaryota, Metazoa, Chordata, Actinopteri, Characiformes, Acestrorhamphidae. The transcript is spliced from 29 exons. Gene Ontology annotation, cellular component: nucleus.